AUGGCUUCGCGCGGGAACCUGAGCGAUUGCCGCUCCACCUCCCACGACACCCUGCGAAGCGGUAUGCCGUCGCCGCGGAUCGAACACUACGACGGCGAACUUGAUGAGUCCCGACGACUAGACCGGCGCAUGAGCCGCCUACCUCCUUCCAGCGUCGCCCGAUCGCUGUCCACCCCCCGCCCCGGAUAUUUCCGCGGGCAGUCGAGCGAGUCCCAGGUCGAUGGCCUCACGCGAAGGCCGACGCUGAAGUCACACCCGGAUUUCGAGGAACCCAAGUAUCGGCCUGUUUCGGAGCACCCCCGGUUCAGCUCCGUCUCGCUCGCGAGUAGCAAUGGCGACCCCCACGAUGAUGAUUCGACCCCGCGGACAACGAUGGUGCGGACAAGCUCCAGUACCUACGAUAUGCCACGGGCAGACUCCCCUGAAGAGGACUCGUCGCUCGCCGGCGGGGCCGAUGGCGCUCCUGUGGGCAUGGCAAUGACGGAGCCAUCGCGCGAGUCUUCCACGGACUCGAUGUCGCAACUCCAUAUCCCGCGCACUCUGGCGCCGCCGGUGUCCCCGCACUCGCGACCCUCGAGUAGCGCACGAGUGAUGCACCCGGAGAGCUCAGAUGACGACUAUAGCAGCUCGAAUGCUGGCUCAACAUUCUCCAAGCCGCGCAAGUUGUCCUCGGGCAGUACUGCUUCACUCCCAUACUCGCCCAUGUCUACCUAUCCAGCCCGGAUGCAUCCCCGUUCACCAUCUCUGAGCUCAGAAACCUCGGCCACCGGUCAUCUCCCCCGGCCGUCCUUUAACUUCUCUCGGCCGUUGAGCCGGUCCAGCACCAGUCUGUCUGCUCCGGGCCCAUCACCAACGUCUGAACCAAAUACAACACCAACUGCCGCGCCCCAACAGAGUCGGUGGAAUCGAGAGUCUAGUCAUAUGCACCGGCCGAGUAAACCGACCCCCAUUCUGGUGCCGUUGGCUAUGGAUGAGGCGGCGGCAACUCAACCGAACGAAGGUGAACCUUCUUCCGCUGUAUCCUCCUAUGUAUACGCCAAGUAUGACCUUCCGCGCGGACGCAUGCUGUCGCGAGACUCGGUGGUCUUCGCAGGUCUACAAACCCCCCAUUUCGAAUGGCAGGAGCCCUUGUUUGAGAACUCUCCACCCCGGCACUCUGAGGAGCCGCCGCGCUCAGCUCGAACCCCGCCCCCCUCGCAUCCCAAGCUGGAGAGUUCACCCAAGCCCCAUUCCAUGUACGAGGUUACGACCCCGACCACGACCCCGAUCCCGGAAAUUAAGCGCGCACCCCCAGCACCCGUCUCACCACCCAAGCCUCCUGCAGCCCCCGCGGUGGUCACACCUUCGCGGCCAUCCACUGAAUCUGCUGCACCGACGAUCAAUGACCAGGAUGAGACCGUCUCAUCCGUGGACUCGGCCAGCACUCUUCGCCCACAGACGGCCACAACCCAAACCACCCAGGCAGCCCAGCCAUCGACCUCGGCUGCCACCGCUGACGAUCAUGUCACAAAGGGUAUCGAACUGCACGAGGCGGGCUCGCUGAGCGCGUCGACCUACCAUCUGCGCAUUGCUGCUAAGCAGAAUCACCCCACCGGUAUGCUACUAUACGCACUUGCCUGCCGUCAUGGUUGGGGCAUGCGGUCCAACCAGCAAGAAGGCGUGCGAUGGCUACGCAAAGCCGUGGAUUCGGUUGGAUUGGAAAUGCUGGAGAACCCGGAUGCACCGGGUGCGUCCAAGGCCAAAGAGCUUCAGAAGGCGUACCGAGCCCAGUUUGCGCUUAGUAUUUACGAGCUGGGUGUCAGCCACCUCAACGGCUGGGGUAUCGAGCAGGAUAAAUCCCUGGCUCUGCGAUGCUUUGAGAUUGCCGGCCAAUGGGGCGAUGUUGAUGCCAUGGCCGAGGCCGGAUUCUGCUACGCAGAGGGGGUUGGCUGUAAGAAGGAUAUGAAGAAGGCGGCGCGGUUCUACCGCGAGGCCGAGUCCAAGGGCAUGAGCAUGGUUGGCAACAGCUGGAUCUACAAGGACAAAUAUAUGGGCGAGGACGACCGCCGUGGUGGACGCUCGCGUGGGCGGACCGUCAGCAACGAGAAGAAGUCGCGCAGCAAGUCGCGUAGUCGCGGCAUCUUUCGGAAGAAGUCGGUCCCCGAGGCAUAG
Penicillium canariense is the source of this 2151-nucleotide messenger RNA. RefSeq names its product tetratricopeptide repeat protein. The coding region runs from base 1 to 2151 and encodes 716 amino acids. The transcript is spliced from 3 exons. NCBI's taxonomy places the organism in Eukaryota, Fungi, Ascomycota, Eurotiomycetes, Eurotiales, Aspergillaceae. The record is from RefSeq and is a predicted model, not a curated record. Gene Ontology annotation, molecular function: protein binding.